AUGACUCAGGGGCGGUCUUGGAGGCCUCCGGAGGGCCCGUACCUGUGUGGGCCACGGUCGGGGCCUGUAAUUUCGCCUCCGCGGGCGGCUGAGUCGCGCUGGGCUCAGGAGCGUUACACCAUGGCUGAAGGACAUGGAGGCGUGCAGCCACCGGCUGAGACACAGUCAAAGAGGAUCAUUAGGGGUCCUUCCCAGGCCCUUCGCUCUCCUUCCACGGUGUCAUUGGCUGGUCGUGUACAGGCUUUCUUAGGCAGCCUUGCUGGAGAUCCAGAGGCCUUGGCCAGUUUCGGCUCUGGCCUGGAUGUGCUCACGCAGCGUUCCACUGCACCUCCUGCCGCCACGUCAGUCGCUCCUUCGGCUUCCACUUCGGGCGUGACCCCAGCUCAUACAACUACGGUGGUGGCCCAAGUCCACGCCCCCGCCCAGGGGGGGGCUGGACAACUUCAUACCCCCUUCCGGGAGGGCUGCAGCUUUAAUCCAGGUUGUGCCUUCGGUGCCCCCUCUUCUUCCGCACCGCUUGUGCAGAAGAAGAAGGUUCGGCCGGCCUGCCGGCCUGCCAAGAAGCAGACCAAGAAGCAGGGGGCUGCUGGGGCGGGGGUGGCUACGCAAUCAGUGGCGUCACCUCCUCCCGCUGCGUUACCUGUUGUCUCUCCUCCGACCGCUGUCGCCCUCGUAAGUCGGGACCAGACUACAACGUCCUCGGCGGAGGACGCAUUGCCAGUUCUGGCUAGGACUUCGCUCGGCGGGAAGCGUCGUCAUUCGAAGAAGUCCAGGAAGAGAGCAAAGCAUCAUAAGGACGACACUUCUACAACCUCUUCAACAGGACCUGCACCUGUGCGCAUCUGGCUGGCGGGCCACUCUACUGUUUACUGGGCCGGCAUCAGGGCCGAUGAAACCGACUUCGGGCGUCAUCUUGGUGUCCCCCAGCAUGUGCAGUGCAUCACCUGCGGUCCUGAAAUGACAGGACGCUGCUUUGGCCCCAGCAUCUGCUGCGGAGAAGAAUUUGGCUGCCUCAUUGACACCCCAGAAACAGCACGCUGCCUGGAGGAAAAUGACCUGCCUGACCCCUGCGCGUCCGGCUGGAAGUGGUGCGGUAAUGAAGGGAGAUGUGCAGUCCCAGGCACAUGCUGCGGUGUCGAGAGCUGCACCGAUGAUGCAGAGUGCUUGCUUCCCUGAAGCCCAUGCGUAGGCAGCCCCCAGAACAUCGGCUUUCCAACUUUUAUUUCAGAACGCCCUCAGAAAAAGAAGAAUCCGAAGAACAGGUGUGGCGAAUUUGAAACUGAUGAAGUAGUGGAUAGGUAUUCUGUUAUUUGAUUACCAAGAACGUUACCUGUGAAAUUAAGUUUGUACCAAUGUUACCAAAAAGCAACCAUUAAGAUUCAAGCCAAUAAAUAUCCAUCUUUAAAGUGUCACAUUAGUAAUCGUCUAUUUCAUUUUCCAGCUAAGGUAUCCAGGAAGCCAGGUGGUGGGGAACUCUUUUAAACUGUCAAAACUGCCUCUUAGAGGAGAUAGGUGAGUUUGUGGCUGAGAGUGCACCAAGGAAGGGGGGUUCUAGUGAAGGGAAACCCUUAUCUGAGUGCACAUAGGAACAGUCUUAUUUAUAGCCCCAAGUCUAUAUAGGUACCUGGUCACGUUUAGGCUGGAAGAGGACUCUCUUUUAUUUUUGAAAACCCACAAGUGCAGAGAGUUUAAAGAAAGGCUAGAGGGGUAAAGUGGGAGGUUUGAUUUACCUCAGAAAUCCCUAUUAGUGCUUUUAAUAAUUGAGAGGUCAGAGUUAUAAGACUGAAAGUGAGAGGGACUUUCGUCGCAACAGGGGUUGGCAAGGUUUACCUUGCCUGGACCGGUUCACUCCAGCAGAGAUCUCUCCUUGGGCCAGUUCGUGAGCGCGCGUGCCCACGAUUUCUGGCGCCCUCAGAAAAAGAAGAGUCUGAAUAAUACCCUAAAUAGCAUAAAGCAGACAUAAAAAUUGGGAGACCAAAAUGUAAAAACACAGCACAUAAUACAACUCUUUUAUUGCGUUGUGUUGCAUGUUUUGUCCUGUGUCAUUUAUGCAGAGAAAUGCUUGAUAUUUUCAAAUACAUGGUGGGGAUACUUUGGGCCCCUUAACGCUGGUGUUUUAUUGCAGCUGUGUUCUGGACACAAAUCUACAUUGGUAGUGGAUUUAGCCUGCUUUAGUUGGUUAGAAUAAUAGCAUCAAGUUGGAAGGGACCAUGUGGGUCAUCUAGUUCAAGAACCUUUUGCAAUGCAGAGUUUUUUUGCCCAGGGUGGGAAUCGAACCCAUGACCCUGAGAUUAAGAGUCUCAUGCUCUAACAACUGAGCUAUGGUUCUAUCUGAACACAUUGCUGCUGUCCAGAGGGGCUGCAGUGUAACAAAGGCACAGUAAAAAAAAUAAACCGGAGCAUUUGUGGAUGAAUGGUUAUGAGAUUUCCGCAGGUAGUGGCAGGAUAUGCCCUGGUGGAUCUAGACAUGGGGGUGGGGGGAGAACCCGAUAUAAAUAAGUCAGGAAUUAGAUCAUAAUAGCAAAAGGGGAAAAAAUCUGCAGAAAAUCAUGUUUUACAUUUUCCUGCUCUCUGGCGCUAUCUGGUGUUGCGUGUAAUGUAUCUGAGUCCCAACCGCGUGUCCACCACAAAACUUUUGCAGGCACAAACAGCAUUGAUAGUGGAAUGGAGUGUGACCACCCUGAUAACAUCAUGUGCACAAUUCAUCAUGUUGUUGUUGUUGUUGUUUAGUCGUUUAGUCGUGUCCGACUCUUCGUGACCCCAUGGACCAUAGCACGCCAGGCACUCCUGUCUUGCACUGCCUCCCGUAGUUUGGUCAAACUCAUGUUCGUAGCUUCGAGAACACUGUCCAACCAUCUUGUCCUCUGUCGUCCCCUUCUCCUAGUGCCCUCAAUCUUUCCCAACAUCAGGGUCUUUUCCAAGGAUUCUUCUCUUCUCAUGAGGUGGCCAAAGUAUUGGAGCCUCAGCUUCACGAUCUGUCCUUCCAGGGAGCACUCAGGGCUGAUUUCCUUAAGAAUGGAUAGGUUUGAUCUUCUAGCAGUCCAUGGGACUCUCAAGAGUCUCCUCCAGCACCAUAAUUCAAAAGCAUCAAUUCUUUGGCGAUCAGCCUUCUUUAUGGUCCAGCUCUCACUUCCAUACAUCACUACUGGGAAAACCAUAGCUUUAACUAUACGGACCUUUGUCGGCAAG
Molecule: messenger RNA, 3189 nt
Organism: Zootoca vivipara (common lizard)
Lineage: Eukaryota; Metazoa; Chordata; Lepidosauria; Squamata; Lacertidae
Source: RefSeq, a predicted model, not a curated record